UGGACGGUGGGACUCGCAGUUCGGACCGCACGACCGGUCACUCCGGCGACCUCAGUGACAUCGGGAGGUCUGUGGUGACUUGGUGACCUUCGUGAUUCUGGCGACAUCACCUAAGGAACCCGAGGACGUAGGCAGCUACAGCUGGUCAGGAGAAACUGAAGGCCAGGAGAACCCGUUGAUCUGAAGAACUCGGUGGUUCAGAGACCUAGGGUGACUUCGCGGUACAUCGUUAGCCUCGGGAUACAUAGGUGACCUUCGCGCCUCGACGACCUUGGCUGUCCAGGGCGACCUCAGAAUACCUAGGACCUGAAAGUCCGUUCAUCUGGCACACAGGAGAUCUCGUCGACCUUGAUAUCCCAGGUGAUUGAGACGCCUUGACGGCCCAGAAGAGCUCGUUGACCGAAGACGUCGGUGAGCUCAAUGUCUUUUAGGAGCGAGGACUGUGGCUCCAGUAUAGAAAGCCCAGCGGAAAAGGGGAUACCGAAGCGUAGAAUCUGAGGUUCUUAAUGAAAACAAGUAGCUGUGCGAGAUCGAUUCAGAAUAUUCCCAUCAGAAGUGACUACAAGAGAAGCACAUCCGGAGGAUCCAUUCCAAGAUCACAGCUCAUCCCAGUUAAGAUAAAGAUCCUAGCAGAAGCGCGAAAAGGAUCGCACAAACAAGUAAUUUAGCUUCGCAGCAGCAAACCUGAAGGGAAAGCAAACCUCGAAGACCUGGAUUCAUCACACCCGUGAUCUGACGCAACCAACACAGAACGCUUCGUUCUGUGGGCUUCAGCUCAGCCAUCUCUCACCAUAUCCAGAUCCACUAUAUAUUGAUCUAAUCCUUCAUCAUGGCGCAGCGACGGGCCUCACGUCUAUCCGAGCACUUUCCGACGGGCUGCGAGUUAGCCGUCCCGACAUCCCUCCCGAAACCGGCACCUUCCGGUGGCAUCCGCGCCCUUCUCCUGCGAUCCUCCGGCUACAGUCUCUACGUCUUGGCGCUGUUGGCGUUCACAAACUUGCUGAACCAGCUGGAUCGGUACAUGCUGGCUGUCGUGGCGAGGUCUUCGGCUCAGGAGAUCCACUUCGGCGACCAAGGGUGUCUGUUGAAUGAUACGGUCCCUUCUACCUUAGAGGAGACAGAUUGCUCAAACUGUACCGACAGAACGACAUGUCUAUCUUUGGUGGACGCUGGCGGCUCAGCAGGCUGCAAAUGGGACUACACCGGUACCGGAACUGAAUACGACCUGCUGGCUGGACCCAUCUUCGUGCUAGUGUUUACCAUAGCGGGAGUGCCACUGGGAAUAGCCGCUGAUCUGUACAACCGAAAGUUGCUACUCUGCGGCUGUCUGUUCGUCUGGUCCACCUGUGUGGUCCUGACGGGCCUGGCUGAGCAGUACUGGCAGCUGGCCGCGCUGAGGUUCGGAGUCGGGUUCGGCGAGGCCGGCUGCACGCCGUUCGCCACCUCGCUGCUGGCCGACUACUUCAGUCCCGAGCUGCGAGGCACAGCGCUCGGCGUCUACAACUGGGGCAUCUACUUCGGGUACUCGCUGUCGUACGCCGUUGGCGACUUCAUCACAGAGGCAGAUAUUAUGGGAAUGGGUUGGCGAUGGGCGUACUUCCUCUCUGGCAGUCCUGGGAUCUUGCUCAGCUUCCUCAUGCUUUUCACACUUCGCGAACCACCUCUAACCGAUCUACCUCCGCCCUCAGACUCCUCAACAUCCCAGGACUCCCUCUUUGGGAGACUUCCUCAUCUUCUUCGCAUGUUCUUCCGUCCAUCCAUCCUCCUCCUUUCCCUGGCCGGAGCGAUACGAAACGCAGCCGGCUACGUCUGGUCCUACAGUGCCGAGACAUACUUCGAGAGCACCGGACAAACCCCGGCCCAGAUCGGCACCUACAUGUCGUGGAUACCGAUGGUGUCCGGUUCGGUGGGAGUGCUGGUCGGCGGGUUCGUCUCAGACCGCGUGGUGAGCCGCGUUGGGCCGCACGGUCGCGUCUGGGUCAUCGUGGCCUCGCAGCUGCUGGCGGCGCCGUUCGUGUUCUGCGUGCUGUUCCUGGAGCCACCAUGGGCUUACAUCUGCCUCAUACCUACCUACAUCAUCGGUGAGGUAUGGGUCCCCAUCACGCUCGUCGUUCUGGUGGAGCUGGUCCCGGCCGAGGUCCGCACCUCUGCUGUCGCCCUGUACUUCUUCAUUACGACUAACAUCGGCGGUAACAUGCCGCUACUGCUGAACCCGGUGAAGCAGGCAUUCAAGAACGCCGGAUACACGGAGGUCGAGGCUCUCAGAAAUACUCUGUACCUGUUUUUCCCCGGAGAGUACAUCCUGGGAGCUAUCGUCUACGUCCUGGCGCUACUAGCACUACGGAGAGACCUUCGGAAGGCUCAAACGGAGCAAACUCCCUCCAAACGGUCAUCGCUGGACGGCAAGGGAGAGACAAACCUCGCGUUUGACAGCGCGGAGUGAGUCGUGCUUUCAAACAGCGACUUCCGGGAGGGAGCGAGUAUCGUGAAUUGUGAUGUGACAAUACAAGUUUCCAAUCUGUAAA
Messenger RNA from Amphibalanus amphitrite, 2525 nucleotides. Its product is annotated as MFS-type efflux pump MSMEG_3705-like. Gene Ontology annotation, cellular component: membrane. Gene Ontology annotation, biological process: transmembrane transport. The transcript has 6 exons. The record is from RefSeq and is a predicted model, not a curated record. Gene Ontology annotation, molecular function: transmembrane transporter activity. NCBI's taxonomy places the organism in Eukaryota, Metazoa, Arthropoda, Thecostraca, Balanomorpha, Balanidae. The coding region runs from base 830 to 2443 and encodes 537 amino acids.